Amaranthus tricolor (Joseph's coat) is the source of this 4006-nucleotide messenger RNA. Its product is annotated as vacuolar protein sorting-associated protein 54, chloroplastic. The transcript has 19 exons. The coding region runs from base 455 to 3544 and encodes 1029 amino acids. Lineage: Eukaryota; Viridiplantae; Streptophyta; Magnoliopsida; Caryophyllales; Amaranthaceae. Gene Ontology annotation, biological process: retrograde transport, endosome to Golgi; Golgi to vacuole transport. The record is from RefSeq and is a predicted model, not a curated record. Gene Ontology annotation, molecular function: syntaxin binding. Gene Ontology annotation, cellular component: GARP complex.
CACCAAACAAAAAAGGGGAACAAUUUCAUCAAUCAAUAAAAAAAAAAGGGGAGCGAUUAAUCACACCAAAUCACCAAGCUAAAAAGCCAAAUGUACAAUUCAACAAUUUACUAACACCAAUUCCUUCCUUUUGAAUCCCAGGGAAUGAAGUGUGAGAAAUUCAGGCAGGAAUAAUAAUAAUAUCACCAUUGCUGUAGUUCCCUGGGAGCACUUCUCACUUCUCAGAUCUACUACUACAUCGCCAUUUCCGCCUUCCAAGAACAUCUCCGCCAUUGAUACGCACCUACAAAUCAAUCAAGCUCGAAAUCUCCAUUUUUGAUCUCAUUGGUAACGGUCUCUACCUCAAAAACCUCCAAACUUUCAUCAUCACUGCGGCCGAAUCCUAGGGUUUUCAAAAACGAUCGAAAUCUGAGUAACGAAACUGUAAAGUGCGCGAAAGAAGAUCAAUUGAAUAAUGGAGGCACAACCUUCCCUUUCGGGAAGGUUCAAUCUCGAAGCAGCAACAACGAGUACUUCAUCAUCAUCUCCAUCAAGAGAAAACAGUAUUGCACGAACAAGUUCAAGUAAAUCAAUUUUCGAGCAUAAUCUAUCAUCAAUUCUUAAUAAUCCGCAUUCUUCUCGAUCUAGCGAUGCUUCUUCAUGGCUCGGAUGGUGGUCUUCUUCAAAUUCCGUAAUUUUGCCUGAAUUUUCCCCAAUUAAUACCUCUAAACCUGAAUUAGACACUAAUAAAUCUGAUUUUCAACCGUAUAUAGCUUCGAUCUCUGAGCAUUACGCUAGAUUUGAGGACAUUUGUAAUCAUAGCAGUAAGGAGAGUGUUGAUGUUGUUGAGAGUAUUGGAGGUCAAGGAGAAGCAUUGGUUGCUUGUUUAAGAGAAGUGCCAGCAUUGUAUUUUAAGGAGGAUUUUCAGCUUGAAGACGGAGCUACAUUUCGAGCCGCCUGUCCAUUUUCGACUAUGAAUGAGAAUUUAGUGCUUCAAGAGAGACUAUCGCAGUAUUUGGAUGUGGUUGAAAUGCAUUUAGUGAAGGAGAUUUCAUUACGGUCGAAUUCAUUCUUUGAAGCACAGCAGCAGCUUGGGGAUUUGAAUGUGAAGAUUGUUGAAGGUUGUAAGAGGAUUAGGGAGUUGAAGGAGAUGAUUAAGCUGUUGGAUGUUGAUGUGGUUGGGUCUGCGAGGCAGAUUCAGGAGUUUAGUUCAAUGAGGAACAACUUGUUAGAGCUUCAACAGAAACUCAGGCUUAUAUUGUCUGUUAAUCAAGCUCUUGGUGCUCUCAAACUGCUUGUAUCAUCAGCUGAUUGUGCCGGAGCUUUAGAUGUUGCUGAUGAUUUAAGGCAAUUACUGGAUGGAGAUGAGCUAACAGGUCUGCACUGCUUUCGUCAUCUGCGGGACCAUGUUGCUGCAUCAAUGGAAACUGUAAACAGUAUUCUUUCAGAAGAAUUUAUGCGUGCAUCUUUACAUGAUGCUGGGGAUUUGGAUGUUGUAAUCAUUUCUCAAGCAAAAGAAAGAGCUUCAGAUCCCAGUAAUGGAAGACUUGGUGACGUUAAGUUAGAUGAAGAAGAAACUUCUGUUUUUCGAGAUUGUCUUUUACCAAUUAUAAUUGGAUUGCUCAGGACGGCAAAGCUUCCAUCAGUCUUGAGAAUGUAUCGUGACACACUUACUGCUGAUAUGAAAACAGCCAUUAAGACUGCUGUAGCAGAGCUGCUGCCUAUUCUAGUUGCUCGAGGUCUGGAGAAAGAUUUCACGGCUGAAGAAAAGACUGGUGAUGCAGAUGGUGAAAAUUUUCCCAAGCCCACUGCCCCCUUUUGUGGAGGUGGGUCUCUUGCAAGCAGGUUGAGAAGCCUGUCAUCUGAAAGCUUUGUUCAACUGUUGGCUGCUGUUUUCAAUAUUGUCCUGGCACAUUUAGUGCGAGCAGCUGAAGUCAAAAAGUCUAUAGAGUGGAUCAUGUCUAAUCUGGAUGGUCACUAUGCGGCAGAGUCUGUUGCUGCUGCUAUUGCACAUGGUGCUGCAGCUUCCGAAGCUGCACAAGACGAUCACAAUCAAAAUCAAGUCAAUAGUUAUGCAGUUGCAUAUUCUUCCCAAAGAAAUACUAUAAAAAAUCCUCACGUGCAAGGAAAGGCAAAUGAACUAACAAGUCCAUCAAAUGUAUCCAAAAAUUUCCGUGCUGAUGUGUUGCGAGAAAAUGCUGAAGCUGUCUUUGCAGCUUGUGAUGCUGCCCAUGGAAGGUGGGCAAAACUUCUAGGUGUCCGUGCUCUACUUCAUCCCAAAUUACGGUUGUCAGAAUUUCUUAGUAUAUACAGCAUUACACAAGAGUUUAUAAAUGCUACAGAAAAGAUUGGUGGAAGAUUGGGAUAUAGUAUACGGGGCACAUUACAGUCACAAGCGAAAGCCUUUGUUGACUUUCAGCAUGAAUCACGUAUGUCAAAAAUCCAGGCAGUGUUAGAUCAAGAGACAUGGUCUGAAGUGGAUGUUCCUGAAGAGUUUCAGGCCAUCGUCACGUCAAUGCUUAGUUCAGGUUCUCAAAUUACAGAAAUAUCUGGUGAUGAUGAGGACAGUGAAAUGAGACCAAACAAUGGUGUGUCAACUUUAGUUAACAAUAUUAAAGAAUCCAAUGCUGAGCAGCAAAUGGAGCAAACUGAUUCGAACAAUGUCUCUGGUGAUGCUUCCUCUAAAAAGAAAUCUCAACAUGUAGCUAAUGCUACUACUUCUUCAGGCGAUGGCAAAAAUAGCAACAUGAAGGACCGUGGGAAAUCAACUCCUCAUACUUUAAUAUACAAAGGAGUUGGAUAUCACAUGGUUAACUGUGGCUUAAUACUGCUCAAGAUGCUGUCGGAGUAUAUUGAUAUGAACUAUAGUUUGCCAACACUUUCAUCAGAAAUAAUCCACCGUGUUGUAGGAAUUUUGAAAUGCUUUAAUACUAGAACUUGCCAGCUAGUUCUUGGGGCUGGUGCUAUGCAGGUUUCUGGUUUAAAGUCGAUCACUUCCAAGCAUUUGGCAUUGGCAAGUCAAGUCAUCAGUUUUACGUAUGCUAUUAUUCCCGAUCUGAAGCAGAUUCUUUUUCUCAAUGUACCAGAGACCAGAAAGUUGCUAUUACAAUCAGAGAUCGAUCGGGUGGCGCAGGAUUACAAAGUUCACCGGGAUGAGAUACAUUCAAAGCUGGUUCAGAUUAUGAGAGAGAGAUUGUUGUAUCAUUUGCAAAAAAGUUGGAACAAGCCUGAAGAAGAUGAAACACAACCUAGUCUGUUUGCAAAAUCAGUUACAAAGGAGGUUGGCAUUCUUCAACGUGUCUUAUCUCGGACGCUUCAUGAGGCAGACGUUCAAGCAAUUUUUAGGCAAGUGGUUAUAAUCUUCCAUUCACUAAUUUCAGACGCAUAUUCACGUAUGGAGAUCAAUACUCCUCAAGCAAAAACAAGAGUUAGCCGGGAUAUCCAACAUAUUCUUGGGUGUAUACGGACACUCCCUACUGAUAUUGCUAGCAAGUCUGGUGUUGCAAAUUGGGGGCACCUUGAUGAACUUUUGGCUCAAAAAUUUGGUAGUGAAGGUGAUCAGUAGAUGUGGUUUUGUGGUUUAUUAAAUUUCUCAUCCUCCGUUGAAGGCAUCAUAGCAGAAUCAAAUCCUCUGUUCAAUUUAUUCUAUCAUCUUGUGCAUCUGAUUCUAGCUGUAGAAAGGUGAGUGAUUCUUCGGUAUUUGAGAUACAUUUUUUCGGAUUUUAGAAACUUCAAGCAAUUUUCACAAUUAGGAAUUUUUUGUACACUCAAUACGACAGAUGUAAUGAAUAGCAUCCUCGAAGCUUUGUUCCCCAGAACCAAUUAGUGCCAAUAGGAUAUAUUACGGUAUCUACAGGGAACAAAGCAGUGUAACGAUUGUGUUUCCGUUUUCCCUUCUUUUUGCUUUCACUCAAUUUGGUUGCCGUUUUGGUGACUGUCUUCAUGUUCAUAUGAGGUGUUUGUAUAAGUAUAAGCGGAUAUGGCAUAAAAGUACAUGUUUUAUUAUUCCAUCCAGUAUUUAACUUCA